GAGUCACGUGAGUGUACCGACGCAGCAACAUGGCUCCUCUCAUCAGAAGGAGAAGUGCUGCGCUCGCGCUGCGGAGGAACGCGGCCGAACGGUUGUCCUGCGGUCCGAGCUACGAGGCGGUCGCCCGUUUUUAGCCGCGCGCCGCAGUGCACAGGUCUGCGCGGAGGGAGGCUCCGCGGAGAAGAGCCGCUCGCUCGGGGGAGCAUGGGAGCUGCUGGCGCGUGAGCCACAACACGUCGGGAGCGGAGCGGAGAGAGAGAGAGCCUGCUGUCCGACACCAGCGUAGUCCUUCUGAUCCUCCAUCUACACACCCCCAUGAAGGCUUGAGAGGGUCUGAGGAUCCCUUAACCGGGCCUUCCGUAGAGGCCUAAGUUUUGCCUUGCCUGAUCAGUCCUGCUCAGAGGCACCAGCAUGGAGUGGCCGGCAUCGUCUUUGGAGCGGGACCUGGGAGUGGACUACCGGCAAGUGGGGCCAGGAUCGCGCCCCCGUGAGCUGGUGGCCCUGGUCCCUGUCCGCUGGGUGUUGGCGCUGCGGGAGAGGAGGGUGACGCGCUGCGCUCGCUACGAAGGCACGGGUGAGAUGGAAGUGCGCGCCCUGCUCCAGCGCUCCCAGGCGAAGCUGCCUCCUGGCUGGACGCGUGUCUGCAUACAGGCUCUGAGGAAGAGCCGGCUGGGCUACAGACUGACUGUGGAGCCCAAUGGCCUGGAUGAGGCCUUCUCCAAGGAUUCCUUCCUCAGGAUAAUGCAGGGGGUAUCGGAGCAUAAUUUCAGGAACCUGUGGCGGGAGGCGUACCGUAGACACGUGCAGCCGUAUGCGGGCGCUGCGAAGCACACACAGGUGGUAGCACUGGAUGCUCUGCGUCGCUCGCUGCAGGCCCUCUUUGGCUGUCCCUUUCUGCCCACAGAUCGAGUCUCCCCCUCACUGUCCCCAGCUAGGGAGAAGGAAAGGGACAGCCCAUUUCCUGCCAGCAUCCCAAGUUCAGAGGCCCAGGCCGACCGCCUUUGUCCCAACAUCCUCCCUGCGGAGGGUCUGCUGGAGUCAGGGGAGGCAUUGUAUGUGGUAUUGCCCUACGCACAGUACUCCCUCCAUGACAUAGUCACCUAUAGCCCAGCGAAACUUGCCAACAGCCAGGCCAAGGUGCUAUUUGUGCUGUACCAGGUGCUGAUGGCAAUGCGUGCCUUCCAGGCCUCGGGCCUGUCUUGCGGGGAGCUGUCCCUGCAUGAUGUGGCUGUGGACGAACAGCUCUGCAGUCGCGUGAAGGUCAACCUGGCUCAUUAUGAGGACUUGGCUGAGCACAAGGAGAAGGCUGAAUGUGCUGCGGAGGUACUAUUGCCUGGCAGCGCUCGACUGAGGGGCAGCAAGAGCAAUGUGGGCAGUCAGCAGCAGUGCAAAGACUGCUGCGAUAAGUUUAAGUCACUCGUCAUGGAUUGGGUUCACGGGCGGGUCAGUAACUUUGAGUAUCUGAUGGAGCUCAACCGCCUGGCAGGUAGGCGUGAGGGAGACCCAAACUAUCACCCUGUCCUACCCUGGGUGGUGGACUUCACUGUACCCUUUGGGCGCUUCCGUGACCUUAGGAAGUCUAAAUUCCGCCUUAACAAAGGUGACAAGCAGCUGGACUUCACUUACGAGAUGACCAAAGAGGCACUGGCAGCAGCAGCUGCCAGUGGCAGUGCGGGGAGCAGUUUCGGAGGGGACCUUGGUGGGGCUGUCGGCUCCAGUGGAACAGGGCAGCAGGACCACCUUCACGUGCCACACCACAUUUCUGAUGUUCUGUCUGACAUCACCUACUAUGUAUACAAGGCUCGGCAGACGCCCAAGUCAGUGCUUUGCAGUCACGUGCGCUCGCAGUGGGAGCCCAACGAGUAUCCUGCAAGCAUGGAGCGCAUCCAGAUCUGGACGCCCGACGAGUGCAUACCGGAGUUCUAUACGGACCCCUCCAUUUUCCGCUCCAUUCACCCAGAUAUGCCAGACCUUGACGUGCCAUCUUGGUGCAACUCCUGCGAGGAGUUUGUGGAGGUUCACCGGCAGCUCCUGGAGAGCAGAGAAGUGUCCCAGCACUUGCACCACUGGAUAGAUCUCACGUUUGGCUACAAGCUCUCUGGAAAGGAGGCGGUGAAGGCCAAGAAUGUUUGCCUGCACCUUGUUGACAACCACACACACUUGGCCAGUUAUGGUGUGGUGCAGCUUUUUGACCAGCCGCACCCUCCGCGCCUUGCCCCUUACCAGUAUGCACCACCUGAACCCCCCCAUCUGGGUUCAGCCUCCGGUUCCUAUGCUACCUCCUGCAGGACCCUACCACUGGAGGCUGCAAUGGAUGGAGUUGACGGAAUGGUCCCAGAGGCAACAGGCUGUGAGUCUAGUGCCUGGACCGUGGUGGGUCGCGAUGAAGAGUUGGAACAAGGAAUGGAGGCACUGGACUCCCUCGGCACCCCGUCAGGUGCCUCCACAUCAACUGCCGUCCAGUUACCUUCAACUGGUGCUGUAAGCGCAAGACCAUCUGGGGAACUCCAGGUCUUGGCCUUAUCCCAGUCCCCAGUUACCUUUCCUUCAGAUGUGACCUCCAGCACUGUGGGGUCUGGCCUCCGAGCUGGGGUCCUGCAGAGAGCUGGCACUGUGAACAGGAAGCACGGUGAAGGGAGUGUCAACGCAAGCCACUCGGAUGACUUGAAGAUCAAUUUGCCAGAUGGAUUCAACGCCUUGCAGUCAUUGGAGGAGCUGGAGAAGCUCAACAACUUCCUGGUGAAGGGCCUUCGCACACAGCCUCAAGACUGUCUGAGGGAAGACCCCAAAUUGGUGCUAUCGGAGCCUCCCUCGUUCACUGAUCUCUUCCAGAGGGACAUGCAAGCCCUGGGUGUCCUGAUUGCAGAGAUCUUCUUCAGUUCCAAACUGCGCUGUUUGAAGCCUGAUGCCCCCCUGAAUGACCGUUUCCAGGCCGUCAUGAAGCUUUGUUCGGCCAGCCUCCGUGAUGUGCCCCUGGCCCUUCACCAUGCCCUGGAGACCCUGUUGCCUCUCUACAAAUAUUCAGCGCUGCUCUCCCCUGCAGAUUCACAGCUCAAAGUGCCGUGGCCUUUUCUAUUCAAGUAUGACCCAGUCUUCGAGGGCCUGCCUCCACCAAGCCCCUGGCAGCUGCUCAGUCCCAUCCUGUCCCCCCUGCCCUUCCCUGCAUAUUUCCCUUCUCUCCACCGCUUUAUCUUUUCCUACCAAGCCAAGAUGGUGUCCACUGCUGCUGGUCAAGGCCGCGAUACUGUCUUUCAGCUGUGGCAGCAACUGGAGACCCUGCUGCAGGGUGAGAUCACAGCCGAGGGUCUAGAAAUCCUGCUUCCCUUCGUGCUGGCGCUCAUGUUGGAGGAGUCCACAGCUGUAUAUGCCGCCUGGUAUCUGUUCGAACCCAUUUCACGGGCUCUGGGUCCGCGCAACUCCACCAAGUGCCUGCUGAAGCCCCUGGUGGGUGUGUACGAGAGCCCCCGCUGUCUGCGAGGACGCUUCUACCUGUACACAGAUUGCUUCGUGCUGCAGCUCAUUGUGCGCCUUGGCCUGCAGCCCUUCCUUUCCUGCUUGCUGCCCCAUGUGCUGCAGGUCCUCAUCGGCUUCAAGGGCUGCAGUGGUGCGGCCAGUGGGCAGUGGGAUAGCCGCAAAGCUCAGAGUGCCGGGGUGGGAGCCCUUGGGGAGGAAGAGGAGGAGGAGUAUGAAGGGGUAGAGGGGGGUCUGUCUGCAGGGCCCAUGACUGGGAAGGCAGGAGCAGGCGGUAGUGGGAGUGGCAGUGUGGGAGACCCAGGGUUAGUUGACUACUCUUCAGGGAUCAGCCUUAAUGACCAGGUCUUCCUGUCCGAGGGUGAGGACUUCCAGGACGGAUUCUACGUGAGCAAUGGCUCGGCGCCUAGCACAUUGCCGGGAAAGCGGCAACACCAGAACUCGGACCAGGAGUCCUUGAGUGUGGGGAAGCUGAGUGACAAGAGCAGCUCCAGUGAGGCGUCAGCCGGCGACGCUGACUCCACCCGGGACCGGGCCAGCUUGAAAUCGGCGGACAGCAGCCAAGACCUAAAGCAGGCCAGUGAGGGUGAGGAAGGAGGCGACGUAGAGGAAGAGGAGGGAGAAGAGGGCAAGAGGGGGGCAGGCAGCAUCCCAAGCCUGGAGCUCACGCUCUCUGGAUGUACCGAGGGCUCUGGAACCACAGUGGCCACCCUGGAAGGCCAUGAUGUGAAUGGGAUGGAACAUGGAGAAGCGGAAAAAGACUUGGUAGAUGAGGUAGAGGAAGAGGACGAGGAGGAGGAGGAGGAGGAGCACGAUCUGACUGAAGACUUUGAGAAGAAAGAGCACAAGAUAUUGAUGGACACUGUGUGUAAGACUGUGCGAUGGCUGGUGGCAAAGCUGGGGCCCACAGUGACAUCGCGGUAUGUGGCCCGCACCCUCCUCCGUCUCCUCACCACCUGCUACAUUGGUUCAGAUCAGCAUCAGUUUGUACCCAGCGCAUCAGAGGAGGGCAGUCUGGAGAGUGUAGGCAGUGUGUAUGAAAAGCGCCCCAUUGUGGGGGACCAGACCGCGGGCCCAGUUCUUGACUGUCUUAUUUACAUCGCACACUUGUACGGAGAGCCUGUGUUCACCUACCAGUACCUGCCCUACAUUGGAUACCUGGUGUCGCCGCCCUCCUCUUGCCGCCUCAACACACGCAAAGAAGCAGGACUGCUGGGGGCGGUGGUGCUGACCCAGAAGAUCAUCGUGUUCCUGUCAGACACCACGCUAAUGGACAUGUUGAUGAAGAUCAACCAGGAUGUGCUGCUGCCUCUGUUGGACCUGCUCACCACUCCCAAGAUGGGGUUUCCCAGCGGUGUGCAGACACGUUCCGCAGUGUGUCUGAAGACCCUCAGCCUUAUGGCCCUCAUCUGCCUGCGCAUCGGCCGGGAGAUGGUGCAGCAACACAUGUCUGACACCCUCAGCCGCUUCUUCCAGGUCUUCUCCCUGCUGCAUGAUAUCCAGGCACAGGUGGACACGGCCAUCCAUCGGGAAAUUGGAGACUGCACAGUGCUGGACCUCGUUUCUCCUGGAGGGUUAGAGGUCACAUACGAGCUAGCAGUGUUGCAGGAGCUCCAGGCUGUGUUCAGUGCAGAGAUGGCCUAUGCUGCAUAUAUCCCCUUCUACUGUCUCAUUGGUGACAAUGCAAUCCGGAAGCUGGUUCCAAACCAUGAGCUGGUCUGGCGUUUGGCUCAGUCUUACCACGAGCGGGUCAGUCCAGGGACUCCUGGAAGCACCGUGGCUGCAGGGCCGAAACUCGAGCCUCCUCCUUCUACCUCCCCUUACCCUGUGGGCUUGUCUCCUUGCCUGGGUGCCAGGUUGGGCCGCAGCCCCUUCCCUGCUCCCUCCUCCGCCUCCACCCCUGUGAGUGGAGACUCCCUCCCGGAGUCAGGCACAUUUGGCAGCCACCUGGUGGGGAACAGGAUCCAGUUGGCGCGAGACUUCGAGUCCGGGGGCAGCCCUGGCCUGCUCGACAGCUGGGGCCGUCAGAACCCAGGCCACCUGGCCCAGGUUUCCCUGCCUGCCGGCCCUUCUUUCUCUUCUUCUUCAGCCUCUUCCUGGGUACUGGGCCCGACACCAGAGGACAGCGCUCUGAAGCAGGAUCUUCCACGCAGCGGGCGUGCACUCCAGGGCAACUGGCUGGCUCACUGGCAGUAUGAAAUUGGACUGAACCAGCAGGAUCCACACUUCCGCUUCCACCAGAUCCGUUUGCAGAGUUUUCUGGGGCACUCUGGCACAGCAAAAUGCCUAGCACCACUGUCUGGGGAGGACUAUUUCCUUUCGGGAAGCAAGGACAAGACCGUGCGUUUGUGGCCGCUAUACAACCGAGGGGACGGCACCCAUGAGGCCGAGCCACGCCUCAUCUACACAGAGCACCGCAAGUCUGUCUUCUACGUGGGUCAGCUGGAGGCGCUACAGGAAGUAGUCAGCUGUGAUGGCACAGUGCAUUUGUGGGACCAGUUCACAGGAAAGCAUAUUCGCUCAUACGAGGCACUAGACGGAAAGAACCCCAUCACGGCUGUGACCACCAUGCCAGCCCCACACUGCAGCGUCGUGUUUGGUAGCGCAGACUCUGUGCUCCGCUUCAUCGACCCGCGAAAACCCGGCCUUCAGCAUGAGUUUCGCUUAGCCUACAGCAACAUGAGCGCCGGCCUGAUACGCUACCUGGCUGUGAGCCCUAGUGGGCGCACUGUGGCAGCUGGCUUCUCUUCAGGUUUCAUUGUUUUGCUGGAUGCACGGACGGGCCUGGUGCUUCGAGGCUGGCCUGCUCAUGAAGGGGACAUCCUGCAUAUGAAGGCUGUAGAGGGGAACUUGGUGCUGAGCUCUUCCACCGAUCAUACGCUGACAGUGUGGAAGGACCUGGAAAACAAGCCGCUUCACCAGUACAAGUCCCCCUCUGACCCCAUUCAUGCCUUUGACCUUUAUGGGUCUGAGAUCGUGGCAGGUACAGUGGCUAACAAGAUCUGCGUGUACACCAUGAUGGACAUCUCUGCUGGCCCUGCCAGCAGCACCAAGCUGAGCUCUGAGAACUUCCGUGGCACCCUCACCAGUCUGGCUGUGCUACCCACCAAGAGACUCUUGCUCCUGGGCUCUGAAAAUGGAGCCAUCAGGCUUUUGGCUUAGGUUGAUCCUUUGCUAAGUUCUUAGGUUCCUGUUCCAAGCCUGGGAACACUUGGAUGUCUUCCCACAUGCAAGCUCCAGUGCCACCUUUGCCUCCUCUGUAUAUAGAGCUGUUGAUGGAGCCAGUCCCCCAGAAGACUUAAUAGCAGAGAGUAGAGUAUAGCACAUCUUGUGUAUUUGUAUGGACCUCUUCCUUAAAGGACCUAGUUCUUCUGUUGGUGACCAAAUAAUAUUGAGAAUACUUUUCCUACACCAACGAGCUAUAUCUAAGGAAUAAAAAUGUGUAAUUAAUGUCUCUUACACUUUCCUAUGGAACUCCUGACCACUGCAGUUGCUGCUGUUGAUGUAAAUGGUGACUUUGUACAAUGGUUUUUUUUUUUUUUUUUUUUUGUCCUUUUGAAAAUUCCUCUUCACAAGAAGGAUUCAGAAGAACUGCUCAGGAAGGUGGAACCAAACUGGUUCUUGUGUAGUGUUUACACUUUCCAAAUAGAAGCAUAAAGACACCAAAAAUUACAUGCGGUCAUUAUAUCCACUUCACAGAAUACACAUGCACCAGUAACACAUGAUGACUAUGCAGUAUUCAUUGAUACGAAUAUAUUUUAUGAAGAAAAUGCCAUAUAAGUGUUUUUAAAGUUAAACCCUUUUGUUAGCCAUAUUGAUAAUGGAAAAAUGUUUUCUUUUUUUUUUUAUACUGGGUAACAUUUCUACUGUUCUGAGUGGAGAUGAAAGUGAUGCACAGGUGCAUUCCCACUCAGCAGUGGACAUUAAAUUUGCUGUUCAGAUUCUGACGACAUAGACAACGUAUGAUGGAGCACCGGUGCCCAGUGGCCGAAGCAGACAGAGCUUUGGCAUCUGACUUCCUCAGUCUCUUUCCUUUUCAUUUUUUUUUCUGUGGAUGCAGCAAGUGUCUUAGUCCUUUCUUGUGAGUCAGCAUUCAUGUUUCGUUCCAGUGUGGAAAAUAUCCAAGCCAGAGUAGAGCAGGUAAUCCUGCAUUUUCCGUCUGGUUUAAUACACGUAGGAUCUGAUGCAAUUUUGCAUCUCGUUUCAUGAAUUUGGCUGGUCCUUUUAAACAAACUAAGUUGUGCACAACUUACACUAACAGGCAUUUCCUUGAUGUCUUUAAACUGAUUCGAGGUUCCAUGUCUUGCAGCCAAAAACAGCUUAGUCCCUUUGAUACAUUGAAACUGAGUAAAAAUAAGUUUUAAUAUAGUUUUCAUGUGAGAAGUCAUUAUUCUGUUUGUUUUCUGUGUCUGAAUAGAAGAUGAGUCAAAUAUUUGAUUGGCCCAAGUCACCCACCGAAAAACGCGAGGAAGCUAUCAGUCAAAAUAGAUGCGGACUCACAGGGAGCAAAGCUGGGGGGGGUUGUUCUGUUUUGGUGGGCGUGGCCUCUAGCUGUCACUAUGAUGCACUGUUUGUAGCAAGGAGAAAUGGCCUGUGUGUGUGUGUUUUUUCCUUUUCUUUUGUCAUUUCUGUCUUAUUUAUAGCCUUCACAGAAAAAUACAGGAAAAUGCCAAGUCUGGAAUUUGUUUGGUCGGGAAGUGUGUGCUUUUACUUUGUGGGAUGGAACAUUUAUGAUGGGGUCAGUAAUACUGUUCAGUAUAAAUAGCCAUGUUAAUUUUGAGUUUUGCUAAUGGAAUGGAAAAAAUAAGGGCCAGUACAUGUGAGUGGUUGGAGUUCUACAGAGGGCCUCUGUCAAUAUCACUGGUGAUGUUACUACAGGAUACUACACCUGCACGUCGUGUCCAAGAUGAAAGAUUGUUUUUUCCCAAGAGCUGUCUCGAUUAUGUUGCUGUCUGGUUCAUUUUUGUAUAUAUUCUUGUCAUAUUCUUAUUUUUUCCCUUCUCAAAAGGAGCAAAGUAACAAUCCAAUUAGCAGACAUGGACACUUUUACUUACACGUUAUGUAUAACCCGUUGCUGUAUUUUAAUGAAAGAAAUAACCUAA
This is a messenger RNA of Scleropages formosus (Asian bonytongue), 8573 nucleotides long. RefSeq names its product WD repeat domain 81 (gene wdr81). Gene Ontology annotation, molecular function: protein binding; phosphatidylinositol 3-kinase regulator activity. The transcript is spliced from 12 exons. The coding region runs from base 412 to 6633 and encodes 2073 amino acids. The record is from RefSeq and is a predicted model, not a curated record. Gene Ontology annotation, biological process: aggrephagy. Gene Ontology annotation, cellular component: mitochondrion. NCBI's taxonomy places the organism in Eukaryota, Metazoa, Chordata, Actinopteri, Osteoglossiformes, Osteoglossidae.